GGAAUGUUUCAUUCGCAAUAAUACUUCACAGUCACAGCUAGUCCUAUGGUCCAAGAUUAAGGAUGAACUUGUAUCUCAAAAGUCACCAAAACUAGCUGAUAAAGUUGCACACUUUCAAAAGUUGAAUUGGUUUAUUUGUUUCUUGUGGUUGGAAGAAUGAAGGCAGAUAGGAUAGAAGAGAGCAGCGAGCGGUUGUUAGGUAGAAAAAGCAGCAACGGCAGCACUGGUGGGAGCAGUGAGUCUAGGUGGGUCGAUGGCAGUGAAGUGGACUGGGAUGAUGUUCCUUCAUGGUCUAAGAACCAUGGAAAUGAUAGUAGACAAGGGUUUGGGUCAAUCAGAAGGAGGCUUGUCAAGAAGCCCAAUAGAGUUGACUCAUUUGAUGUGGAAGCCAUGGAAAUUGCUGGAACUCAUGGUCAACACUCCCCGGAUCUUUCACUUUGGCCCACACUUGCAUUAGCAUUUAAGACUCUUGGUGUGGUAUAUGGUGACAUGGGAACAAGUCCUCUAUAUGUUUUUGCUGAUGUCUUCGGCAAGGUUCCGAUUGGGUCAGAUGUGGAUGUCUUGGGGGCGUUAUCAUUAGUAAUGUACACAAUAGCCAUUGUUCCACUAGCCAAAUAUGUUUUCAUAGUCCUCAAAGCAAAUGAUAAUGGAGAAGGAGGAACAUUUGCACUAUACUCGCUGAUUUGCAGGUAUGCAAAUGUUAAUCUUCUUCCAAAUCGUCAACAAGCUGAUGAAUAUAUCUCUAGUUUCAAGCUCAAGCUGCCUACUCCAGAACUGGGAAGGGCCUUAAAAAUAAAAGAGACUUUGGAAAGCUCAUCAACUUUGAAAAACCUGUUGUUAGUGUUGGUUCUUCUGGGAACUUCCAUGAUUAUCGGAGAUGGUAUUUUAACCCCAGCAAUAUCAGUGAUGUCUGCCAUAAGUGGUUUGCAGGAUCAAAUAAAAGGAUUUGGUACAGGUGAAGUGGUUUCUGUGUCUAUUGUAGUUUUGGUGGCUUUGUUCAGCAUACAGCGGUUUGGUACCAGUAAAGUGGGAUUCAUGUUUGCCCCUGUCCUUGCUAUAUGGUUCUUCUCUCUGGGUUCUAUUGGAAUAUAUAAUAUACUUAAAUAUGAUAUUACUGUUCUGAGAGCAUUCAAUCCUGCUUAUAUCUACUAUUUCUUCAAGAAAAAUGGCAAAAGUGCAUGGUCAGCUCUCGGUGGUUGUGUUCUGUGCAUUACAGGUGCAGAAGCAAUGUUUGCAGAUCUGGGACAUUUUUCUGUACCAGCAAUACAGAUUGCCUUCACUUGUGUGGUAUUUCCCUGCCUCCUCCUUGCUUAUAUGGGUCAAGGUGCUUUUUUGAUGAAGAACCCCAGUGCUUAUUCAAGUGUAUUCUACAAAUCUGUUCCAGAAUCUCUCUUCUGGCCAAUGUUUGUUAUAGCCACACUUGCUGCUAUGAUUGCCAGCCAAGCAAUGAUAUCUGCUACAUUUUCAUGCGUUAAGCAAUCUAUGGCUUUGGGAUGCUUCCCCCGGCUCAAGAUAAUUCACACCUCAAGAAAAUUCAUGGGUCAAAUAUACAUUCCUGUAAUUAAUUGGUUUUUGAUGAUCAUGUGCAUAGUUGUCGUUUCCAUCUUCCAAAGUACUACUGAUAUUGCAAAUGCAUAUGGUAUUGCUGAAGUUGGUGUCAUGAUGGUUAGCACCACAUUGGUUACACUAGUAAUGCUGUUAAUUUGGCAGACCAACUUGUUUUUGGCAUUCUGUUUCCCUCUUCUGUUUGGCUCAGUGGAGCUCAUCUACAUGUCAUCUGUCCUAUCAAAAAUCGCUGAGGGUGGCUGGCUUCCACUCGCCUUUGCUACGUUUUUCCUCUCCGUGAUGUACACGUGGAACUACGGGAGUGUAUUGAAGUACCGGAGCGAAGUUAGAGGGAAGGUUUCAUUGGACUCAAUGCUUGAUCUUGGCUCCAAUCUCGGAACAGUAAGAGUGCCAGGAAUAGGAUUGCUGUAUAAUGAGCUUGUCCAGGGAAUUCCCUCCAUAUUUGUGCAGUUCCUGCUGGGCCUUCCAGCUCUCCACUCUAUUAUAGUUUUUGUCUGCAUUAAAUACAUUCCGGUCCCCGUGGUUCCUCAAGAGGAAAGGUUUCUGUUUCGCAGAGUUUGCCCGAAAGAUUACCAUAUGUUCCGGUGUGUUGCGAGGUACGGUUAUAAAGAUGUCAGGAAGGAAGAUCACCAUGCGUUUGAGCAACUUCUUAUUGAAAGUCUCAAGAAAUUCUUGAGAAGGGAGGCUCUAGAAACUGCCUUGGAGUUGGAGGCUAGCUUAACCGACGAUUUGGACAGUGUCUCGGUGAAUACAAGGGAUUCUGAUAUUCCUGCUGGUAAUGGGGCAGAGGAGCUUAGGAUUCCACUGAUGCAAGGUCAGAAUUUGGAAGAAACGGGAGCUUCUACGUCUCAGGAAGCUGCAUCAGCAUUACCAUCUAGUUACAUGUCAUCAGAUGAAGAUCCUAGUCUUGAGUAUGAGCUUUCCGCACUUAGGGAAGCAAUGGAAUCAGGAUUCACCUAUUUGCUUGGACAUGGCGAUGUGAGGGCGAAGAAGAACUCUAUUUUCUUUAAGAAAUUGGUGAUAAAUUAUUACUAUGGAUUUCUCAGAAAGAACUGCAGAGGAGGCACUGCAAACAUGAGAGUACCUCACACCAAUAUCAUUCAAGUGGGGAUGACAUAUAUGGUUUGACUUAGCCAUUCGUUCUUUAUGAUAAUUGUGCAAUGCAGCCUCAGCCUUGAACACCCUUUGUGACUGGAAUUUUACUUUCUAAAGUGGUUAGUGAAAUUUUUGUAGCAUCUCAAUGUGAAGGGGUAGUCUUAGCGCAAUAGUAAAAAGUUGUUGCCAUGUGACAUAGGUCACAGAUUAAGUCUUGAAACAACCUCUUGUGUAAAAAAUAAGGUAAGACUGGGCACAUGAGACUCGUUCAUGAACCAAUGCGUCCGGGAGCUUUGUGCCCUGAGCUGUCCUUUUAUAUGCUGGCUCACUGAUGGAGCCAACAUGGUUCGUGUAUGAAAUUUGUUAGAAUGUGUAAUUGUUUCAUUUUUCAACCCCAUAACACAGUAAAAUUUCAUGCAAGAUGUGGUCAUGAGGAAUUUCAAAUUUUAAUUAUUUUGGGAA
Lotus japonicus is the source of this 3123-nucleotide messenger RNA. Its product is annotated as putative potassium transporter 12. Gene Ontology annotation, molecular function: potassium ion transmembrane transporter activity. Gene Ontology annotation, cellular component: membrane. The coding region runs from base 157 to 2694 and encodes 845 amino acids. The transcript is spliced from 9 exons. Gene Ontology annotation, biological process: potassium ion transmembrane transport. NCBI's taxonomy places the organism in Eukaryota, Viridiplantae, Streptophyta, Magnoliopsida, Fabales, Fabaceae. The record is from RefSeq and is a predicted model, not a curated record.